Porites lobata is the source of this 14169-nucleotide messenger RNA. NCBI's taxonomy places the organism in Eukaryota, Metazoa, Cnidaria, Anthozoa, Scleractinia, Poritidae. The record is from the annotation of a GenBank genome assembly.
AAACAACAUGGCCGACAGAAUGGAGGAUUUAAAACUCACUGUAAACCAGGAUUUUGCAAAAAAGCUUCAGAAACAGAAGGAAAAAGCUGAACUUGAUAAUUGUAAGUAGGAAAAAAACUUCUUCGGCGUUCAACAAGUUCAAAAUUCGAGGCUAGUGAGUAGUGAGCACUGCAUGCUGGCUGCCAAAAUUGAGAUCCCUAUCACGUGGUUCUGUUGUCUGUUAUUUGCAGUGAAACAGAAGUUUGGAGACAAAUAUCUUGAUGAGGAAUCUGAAUCAAGCUCUUCCGAAUCAGAGGAUGACGAUGCGAGAGUGAGUGAAAAUAUUAAUACUGGAAAUUGAUAUUAAUAAGCUGAUAACAGCAUUUUGCUGAUACUUUAUACUUGUGCCUUUAAGCUUAUUAAUUUUAUGUUGUGGUUCAAUUUUAUCCUAAACUGCAACUAGUCUCGUAUUUUUCUUUUGAGUCACAGUAGAUCAAGAGCAUGCACAGGGGGAGGGUGGCUUCGCCGUGAGGAACGAGGACGGAAGCCCGAGCAAAGACAAAAUAAGAGACUGUGAAGGGAUAUUUGAUCUGGCAAUUUGCCGCUUUUCAUGCCUCCUGAAUUGACAGUUGCUUCUUCUGAAAAUUUGCACCAUUUCGCAUUCUUUUUCCUGUAAACAAACAGCUGAUCUAUUCGCUGCUGUUUGGUUAGGAACAUUAGUUCAAAAUACAAGAAAACCUCCACAGUCUUCCUUUUUCCACUCUCCGCCCUAAUCUCUCCUCCUUUUUACCAUUUCACUUUUGAGUUUGCCGCUUGUUGCUGCGAGGAAAGAAAGAUGACCGCUCAUGUUCUAAUUUUAUCCUUGGUUUAAUUUUUUCCCUUUGUUUCAAACUCAUUAUCCUACGUUACCAUACCCUAAAACAAAGGGAAAUAAAAUUUAAACUAAAGAUAAAAUUAAACCACAACAUAUAAUUUUAUAUAUGUUGCGGCUCAACUUUAACCUUGGUCCAAAUUUUAUUCUCCUUUGUUUAAAUUUAUUUCCAUCAGUGUCGCCACUUUCAGAUUGUCCAUAAUACACAUUGUUUGCCCCUCCCCCCCCCUCCCGCCUCCAAUUUUGGAUAACCAUUGGUUCCAACUUCUCCUGGGCAUUUUAUUCAUCCCAAACAAAAAAGGUUUAUCGAUGGCGAGGCAAAUUAAGUGGCAAGUUAUAAAUAGUUGAAACAGAGGAAAGUGCAAAUUGAAAUCAAGGAUAAAAUUGAACUGCGACAUACAGGCAUGUGCAUGUACAAUUAUGAUAUAGUCGAAGCUCUUGAUCACCAACAGAUUCUGUUGUUGAUGGCUGCCUUUAACCCUGUUUGAAUUCUCCUCCUACUACAGCCAUUCAUGAAGUAGUUACACCUGUAGCUCCAGUUGUUGACACUGUCUUUAUCUCUUUUUUAAGGGGUAUCCUUUUAAGAAAAGCCUCAGCUUUAUUUAUGAACACUUUCUAUUACUGAUUUUUUCCAGGAGCUUACAUCUCAGAAGGAAAAGGAUUUUCUUACUGUGCUCUCUCUGAUAAAAAAUAGAGAUCCCAAGAUUUAUGAGAAGGAUUCCAAUUUUUACCAUGAAGAAGGUAUGACAACAGAUCAUUCCAUAGUGUAUCUGCUCAUGAACGGGCAUGGUUAGAUAUUGAUCCUUCAUUUCCUAUUAAAGUGAAGGUACAUGUAGUCAAGCAUUUUAAUUUAUAAAUAGUAAAGUUCUCCAUGCGAAGUUCACUAUUAAUUUUGAUACAACUGUACAUAAUGUAAAUAUUGAACUCAUUAUUCUUCCAAAUAUCAUGCCCUUCAGUUUAGCACUCAAAACAGCUAGGCCUUGUUUUUAAAAUAAUAUAGUAUUUUGUGUUCUGCGAUGCUGCAUCACACAGUUAAGCUUGGAAAUUCAAGCAUGCUCUUUUGCAAAACAAAGAACCCUUUUGAAAAAAAAAAGAAAAAUGCACUUUAUUUGAGUGUCAAUGUAUUUAGCACGAAAGUACUAAUUGGGGACACUAUAUUUUACGAAGUUGUAGUAUUGGUCCGGCCCCGGGAAUCGAACCCGUGACCUCCCGCUCUACAGUGAACACGCUCUACCGACUGAGCUAACCCUGUCGCAGUUCAAAUAUGUUUGAAUAUAGAGAUUUAGCUGCUGUAAUACCUCAUGAAAGUGAACACUCAGAAGAAUUGAUAACUCUUUAGUUUGAAUUCUCAUGACAUCAUAUGAACGAGUAGAAGUAGGAUGUGCAGGAUGUUUGUUAUCUUUGGGGUGUGGAAAACAGCCUUUUGAUCUGUUACAAAAAGGUGUCUAUAUUUUUGACAUUAUUGUAUGAUGUUUGAUCCUUUUGGUACCAAAGGAACUGCCUGUAAUGUAAAGAGCUUUUCAUAUUAUCAUCAUCCAUAAAUUAUGGAGUUACACUGUAUUUGUAAGGAGAGACCAAAAUAUUAAAUUAAAGGGGUCAGAGGUAAAAGGGCACAUCUGAUGAACUUACCAAACUUGAAAUUGUUCAAUUGCCAAAUCUUUGCAUACAGACUUACUCUGACAUAAAAUAACAUUCCACAGCAUGCAAAGAAAGUAGUGUCCAAUAGCCCAGGGCUAGAGGAUUUUGCCAUCGGGCUAGUGAUUUUUGUUCUUAACUUGCCUGAGGGGCAAGUGCUGUUUUUUGGGAAAAUUCAAAUUACAGAAGGAUUGCAAUCGAUACUGCUAAUCAAAAAGGGUUUUGUGGCUAGUUGAAAUGACUUGUUGGCUAGUACAUGCUAGCUACAGCUUGCCUGAAUGACAGGCUGUAAAACUGACUUUCUUUGCACCCUGAUUCAGGCAUUUUUUUUUUCUGUACAAUGUAGUUUUGCCCUACAUUCCUGAGAAAUAACAAAAAAAAAUUCCCAAAUUUUGCAGUGCUGUUUUUCCACUGACCCCUACUUGUUACAAUCUUUUAGCAGUAGAAAAAUCUUCAUCAGAGGAGGACAGCAAGGACCAAUCCAAGUCCACUAAGCCAAUGUAUUUGAAAGAUUUUGAAAGGAAAGAGUUGCUAGAGAAAGGAAGGUUUGUGGGAGGAGUUAUAGUACUACCUGUGAUUUAGCUACAAUCAUAUAAGCACGAUAAUGCAUGUUUUUAAUUUGAACUAAAUUGUGUUGCUGUUGUGCACUAGUCUAAGGAAAGCCAAAGUUAUGCUAAAUAACCUAGCCAUUCUGCCUGAUUUUACAAAAAAAUGUAAAUAUCCUAGCAUAAAGCCAAAUAAAUCAGGGUACAGUGUACUAUACGUGUAGGUGCUUGAGCAACAGCAGGGGGUAUUUCGCAGACUACUGAACAGCCACCAAACUCCAAAUAAAUCUAUUGAGUAUAGUGAUCAAGGUUAGGAAACUGAAAAUCAGAUGAGUUUUGAAGUUCUGUAAAAUAUCCUUAAAUAGUUGAUUUACCAAGUUUACUUCAGAGUAAUUCAGCAUUCAUUGGCCAUUCAGCGUAAUGCAAAAUACCCCCACUAUCUCGCUGUUACUCAAAGACUGUUGCAGAAAGGGGAUGUUACAGAAUCGACCAAUAUCCCAGUGAUUCUGCUACAAAUAGUUAUGGUGAGUCUCAAGACUCAUCUUGUGAAAAAUCAUGAGUAAAAAAAAUACUUUGGCCUUUAUGUAUCCACCCAGUUAAUCUGAAGAUGGACUCCAAAACUCUGUAUUACAGUAUCCUGAAAUUAAGUUAGAGUCCUUCUAUUUUAAAGCACAACAAAGGCUAAAAGAAAUAUGCUUAGUUUAACAGCAGCCAUAAUAACUGCCAUAGAAAUCACACAAACAGGAUAUUCUACAAAAACACGUCUUCAGAUCAAUCAAUCUAUCUUUGCGUCCUACAAGACGCAUGCCAUGAUUUGUUAUGGGUCAGGGAUGCAAGAUGCAGAGGUAAAAAAAAUCACUGAUAUCCAGCCAUCUUGACCUGAUGCUUGGUCAAAAACGCAUAAUCAUCUUAUCUAAGCAGCACAAUUAAAGGUGCACUAAAUCAUCAAACUAAUAAUCGAUGCUUUGACUUCCAAUUAAACAUAACUUUUUAACUCAUUUUUUAUUUUCACUGGCAGCAAAGCAUUCUUAAGUGACGAAGAAAGUGAUGAAGAUGAAACAUCCGAGGUAAACACACAUAAAGAACUUCGCAACUGUGAAAGACAUAGUUUAUUAAUUUUUGCAGUGGUAACCGUACCUUACAUGUACAAACAAUAACAUUUGCUUAACUUAUAAUUUGUGGAUUUUUUCAUGUCACAGGGCAGGGCAUCUCCUACCUUUGUAGAAGAACAAAAGCUCCUCAAGGAAAGGUUGUAAUGUUAUUCCUCAGAUGUUGCCCUUGUUAUGGUGAUAUUUAAUAUAUAAGUAUUGGGGCUUUUAUGGAAGAAGAGGAAUGGUUUCAAACAGUUUCUAAUAAACAUUUGAUUCAAAUUUGAUUUCAGUUUCAAAAAAGCCAUUCAAACCAAUGAUGAUGAUGAUGAUGAUGAUGAUGAUGAUGCUUUCCUGAAGGUCAGGGAAAAAACUUCAGAGGAAAAGGUAAAAAUUCUCGUUGCAUAUAUAGCAUGUGAAAUCUUUUGCCUUGUUCUCGCCAAAUUGGCUGAGCCUCCGCACUGUCUUUUUAGAGAUGUCAACCUCUGGAGGUCCAAAAUCUGGAGACUCUGUUCUGCAUUAGCCCCUCCAAUAUCAGUGACCACCUCCCUUUCUCCCUCCCCUCCCCGAUGACAAGUAUAAAUCAACCCAUUCUGCAAAUUGUAACAUGGGAGUUGCUUACAUUGUGGGUCAUUACUGAUGUCUUACAUGUACAUGAAAUACAGAGCAUCAAAAUUUGCUAUUGUAAUAUUAUUGUAAUUAUGAAAUAAUCUUUGUUAGUGAUGAAAUAAGUGAAAAAAUACCCCAAAAACUGUAAAAAAAUUCGAAUUUUUGGGGAAAAUGGGUAAAUUCCAAACCCAAGCACAGAAAAGUUUCAAAAGUGGAUUUUGUCUGGAGCUGAUUUGGUUACCCUUGCUGGAGAGGGAAGAUUGGUGCUCUAUAUUUAUCAGGGAGAGUUGGCGCGUGUAUUCAAAGUUUUACCUUUCUUGAUGUUAUAGAUAAUCCUAAAAUAAAUUAUAGUAAGUUACAUCUUUCAAAUUUUGAGCAGCACUAGCUGGUUAUGAAAUAUUUGUCAGUAAUAUUCUUGUAAUAUUCUAGCCAGUCAGAAAUGGAAAAGUAUGGUAUAUUGUUUUGAAUGAAUAAAAAUGCCUUUUAUAGAUGCAGGAGGAGAGAGCUUAUGUGGAAUGGCUGAGGGGACAAGAAGAGAAAAAAGACACAAAACCAGCUGUUCAAUUGGUGAGUAAAAAAACACCUGUUGGUUAUACCUCAUUGUGAUCCGCCUUUUUUGUGGGGAGGAGGUUGGGGUUGGGAGUGAAACAUUGGCUGACAGGUUGGAGGGUGGGGUGGGGGCAGGGACAGACAGAUGGACCUAUUUUUCACUGUUCUUUCUCUACCUUUUCUACACUUCACACCCAAAAAAUGUGAGAUUACAAUUAUGGCUUAAAGGAGCUACAGUGUACCUGCCUACAACAGGCAUCUAAAUAAAAGCUACAGUUAUUAAAAAAAAAACAUGUAUCGCAAUGAAGAUGUUGUCAUCAUUUGAAUUUUUCCUCUUUUUUCUGACUCUUCUUUUCCUUUGCUUUAUUGUCAUGUUAGGAAGCACUGAGGAGAUACUGGACUGAUCCCAGUUUAGAUGAAGGAGAGCAAUUUUUGAGGGAUUAUAUUCUUGACAGAAACUACAUUGACAAGGAUUCAGAAAGGUAUACAGUAACUAAAUUUUACUAUUUUUCUUUUUUGUUCAUACCAGUAAUCCAACAUGGCUCUUGAUCUUCUAGAUAGGGGAGAGAAACUCAGUUGCUUUUUUCUUGAAUUGCAGGUGCAGGUACAAAUGGUAGCAGCUGGGGUUUUCGACUUAAGGCGUUAGGCUUUGGUUUAUGUUAAGGGACCUUAAGUCACAUAGACACGUGCGAUAAAAGCCUUCGAAUUGUUUUUGUCACAAGUCUGCUCAUCUUAAAUAAAACCUGACACUUGCAGGUAGAUAGUGGACACUCUUACCCACGGUCAUACGAUACGACCUACUGUACAUGUACGUGUAAUCUUAAGGUGCUUUCUAAAAGUCAGAACUGGCUUUGCUAAAAAACCAUCUGCUUCAUACAUAGCAUUUCAGAGUUGACUGAUCUGGCUGGAUAGUUUUGAUUAAAAGUGAAAUUCUCAUUACCAUCAGUCUAUGGGAAUGGUCUGGCAGGUCAGUUCUGACAAAAUGGAAAGUGCCCUUAAUGAAGAUGCCUCAUGUGUGGCUAAACACGCGUAAAAUAUUACAGUUUUAUCGUCUCUUUUAAGUUGUAAAGUGAAGUACAGAUGUAAAGAUCAUUCAUCGUGAUUAAUGCUUCUUUUCGAUUUUGUUUGGUCCUUAGAAUUCCAACUUAUGAAGAGAUUGUUGCUGAUGAUGAAGAGGUACUUUUAGAAAGUCCCCCCCCCCCCCCCCCCCCCCGAAAAAACGCUCAAUCUUCUUUGACCUUGGCCGUCGUUUCAUUCUCAACUGUCAGGGGCACCCAACGAGAAUAUAGUUCAAAACCACUUAAACAUAGCAUUGUUAAACGUGUUUUAGUAUUUAAACGGUGGAUAUGGGCAUAUUUUUAUCCCCUAUAAAUUUUUUAUCUGUUCGGAGUUCCUAGCUGAAAGUCUAGUGAUCCGAAAAUUAUAGGGAUCAAAACUUACCUGUUCGAAAAUUUCAAUAGAAAAAGGCUUCCGAAAAUUCUAUGACCUUUUUACAUUAAAAAUCCGUUGAAAAUGGGCAAUUUUACCAUUUCUUAGAUGUUCGAAAAUCCUAGGAGAGGCAGGCAAGCAAGAAAUGAACAAAUGUUCCGAAAAUUCUAGAUCUCAAAUCGUCUUCCGAACAGAUAUUUUUCCGAAAAUUGUCUUUGGGUGCCCCUGAACUGUGGAUAACAUUGAAAUUCUUUACCCUAAAAAACCUUCAAUCUUAAAAAAUGACGUUAUGAAUAUUGAUUUUGGUUAGAUAAGAUGCUUUACUUCAUUGAUACACUGUAGCAAACCUGACCUGAUUAAAUCUUUUACCAAGUUUUUCAAAUGUAACUAGACAAGUCAAGAACAAAGCUAACUAAAAAACGAAACGAGUGCUUGCACUUAAUUUUUGGAUAACCAUAGUUUGCAAAGAUUGCUUCACUAUUCAAAGUUACUGAAGUUUGUCUUCAGGAUCUAGGAUAGAAUUCUUCGUGCGUCAUUCAUUUUAUUUUUGAUUCUCUAUAAUGAUUUCUAAUGCCAAACAAGGCUAAUGGGUUUUGUUCUAUUAUUUUCAAUAUAGGAUGAAUCAGAAGUCGAGAAACAGGAAGAAUUUGAACGAAAGUAUAAUUUCAGAUUUGAGGAACCAGAUGCAGAGUUUGUAAGUAAACGUAUACAUGUAAUUUCCGCCGCUGAACUCUAGUGUGGUCGAGGUAACUUUUUUCUUGUAUUGUUGCCGUAGAUUAAAACAUAUCCUCGAACCAUUCAAGGAUCAGUUCGGAAAACAGAUGACCGUCGGAAGGAGAAACGGAAGCAAAGAGAAUUGAACAAACAAAAGGUCAGUGAGAGUGACUUCACGAUGAAGUCGCGAAAUGAUAGUCUCCUGUACCCUAGCUUAGACUCAUGGCCUCAAGUUUUGAGGCAGACUAGUGAGUGAAAAUCCAUCAACACCGCUGGUUAGAGCGCCUUUUAAUACAAUCACUUAUGUUGCCAAGUUUAAAGGUGACACUUCUAAAGCGAGCGAAGAUAUUGCUCUACAAAGUCGCGAAAUUGUGUGGAAGUUUUAUAUGGUGGGGUGACCGGGUAUGAACUUGCUCCCACCGAAAUUAUUCUUAAACUUAGCGUUUCUACUGAUUUCAAGGUGUUCUUUGUAACGAUGUUGAUGGAUUUUCGCUAACUGUAUUCUUAUUUACUAUAGUUAUGUAGCUGGAAUUUUUUUCUCACUACAACUAUAGCUUCCGUUUUCAUUGGUUAAAUUUGACGUAGCAUCACCAUGCCCUCUGGCAAUAAAACUCUUUCCCGCCAAAAGUCUCUGAGCGGGCGCACAUUGCAAAAUCUAUGACGUCAGAGGUUAACGUGCACUGAACCCGCGAAUGUUGAUGACUGACUCAGUGGUGAACUGAAGUUGGAAGGCUGAGAAAACUCUCCUCUAAGGGGAGGGGGAAGGGGCUUCCCACGUCCCUACUGUAGACAGUUAAACCCUUAAAUGCCGAAAAUACUGUUGAAAUUUAGUCCUCCAGGUGGCGACUUAAGGCGCGUUAACUUGACCGUAUUCCGGAAUAAGAAUACAUGGAUUCAACCCUCAAAAUCACUUGUUUUGACUUUCUUUGCGUGGUAAAAUCCUGAAAUUUAUCGGGAAUUAAUAAUUAAGAUGAAUUUCUCACAACAAUGGCUUAAACAUUUACGAUGGUAGAGAUUUGUUAGAAAUUUCUGCGUAUCCGUCUUCUGGGAUACGAUUAAUCCAACGCAUCCUUAUUUUGUUUUCAGGCUCUCUGACAGGGGUAAAGGGAGGGGGGGGGGUGUAUUGAUACAGAGGGGACUUCUUUUUAACUUUUUAAUCAUUCUGCCCAAUGUAGGAGAAAGAACAAAAGCGCGAAGAACUUAAAAGGUUAAAAAACCUCAAGAGAAAAGAGAUCAUGGAGAAGCUGGAAAAACUGAAAGGUAAACUUACAUGUGGUAUCACAACUACUGAACUAAUUGAAGGAAAUUUUCUGAUGUUCUUCAUCAAGUAAUGCUGAUCGGUACAAGGUUUGUAAACAGAGUACAGUCAAACCUGCGUACAACGGCCCUGUAUAUGGAGGCCGCUCUGGGUAUAACGAUCACCUUGCUAUUUCCCACUGGUGACCGUUAUGUACAGCUUUGACUUUAGUUUUCUUGUCUAGCGGUUACCGAAUUUCUGCUGACGAAAACGAUAAACGCGUCUUUUGGUAACGACCAAGAGCUUUCGAAUUUACAAGUGUCACCAACAGUAAAGAUCAGAUCCCAAUGCUAAUAGGUUUCGUGACUUCUCAUAGACAGCUAGCACUUUAUUACACACACAAUUCUCACAGUCAGAUCACCACUGCCGCAACGUAAAUACCUAAAUUUCUCACCAAGGGCUCCCAAUUGACCUCGUACCUAAAUCGGUUAGCGCGCUUGGUCGUAGGCUCGAUUACCAGCCGCUGUUCGGGAAAUGAGCCCGCAAUCCUCCCUCGAAUAGACUCUUGUAGUUUCUCGGGGAGGACCGAGAGAGCUGCGGAAAUCGAGCCUAGCUUGGUCGGGAGUUCAGUCCUCGCCGGGGUCAAAAUCAUUUUCGUUGAUUCCUGGACUUUACGGACGUUACAAAUAUUAUUAAACCCAUACCACGCAAAUCCUGAUAUAACUCUGUUCAUGUUACUAGAAAUCACCGGUAAUCCCAAUGUGGGAUUUAACGAGGAAGACAUUGAAGGCGACUUCGACCCCAAGAAAUACGACGAGGCAAUGCAGGUAUCAAACAAUUACAAGCAUGAUAUUUUUCCUAUCAUAUCAUGCUUUACCUGUGGAACACGGAAAGCUUUGUUAUGCUUUUUAUAAAAAUGAAUAUUAUUAAAAACUUUUUACUGAUCAGUUAACGAACAUCCAUGAAAACGGCUGAAAUGAACGCCUUAAAGUGUCUGGUUUUUCCGCUAUUUUUGUCCACCAAUGAAUGUAUGAAAAAAAGGUUCCAGUUACAACAAACGGGGGGGCAUUAUUUGAGACCCAGGAGCAGUCUGUCAGGGAAGGAGGAUUUAAAACAGUGACAAGAGUAAGCGGGAUUAAAGUGUAUUUUAAAUCCUCCUCGCUUCUCACCCCCACCCCCGGCUCCGAUCCCAUCACCCGCCACCCGCACCUCCGCGGACUGUCACUGGCUCUCACUUGGAAGCAUGAGCAGAGAGAGAUGUCUCAGGUGAGUUAAAAGAUUGGAGGUGUCUGUGAGAGGUUCUUUUACUUCAGCGUUACCCUAAACCUAUGGGUCUCAAGUUGAGGGUGGGGAAAAGGGGGUGAUCGAAAGGGGGCUAGAAUUUUGAGCUUACUAGGCCCUCGCCACUCCCACCUUUCAGAUUUCUGCUAAUUUUGCUCAAGGUUCAAAUGUUCUUUUGUUAUCCUGUUAUAGAAAGCAUUCAAUCAGGAUUAUUACGAUGAAGGUGAAGAUGAAAAGCCAGUUUUUGAAGAUGACCUGGAUGAAGAGCUGGGUAUGUAGCCAAACUGUUUAUACAGACAUUUAUUACACUAAGUGGUAUUUUGCUUUUGCAAACAUCCAUCCUCUCCGGCUUAUCCUAACAUAAAAGGUGACACCGCAUAAUCCAUCAUGCUUACCCUAUAACCAACCCCUUGCUAUGUUUCAUUUUACAGAAAACUGGGAUGAAUGGCAAGGUGAUUACUACGAGCAAGAUGAACAACAAACAGAGGAAACAACUGGUAAAUUACGCUGCACUGCGUGUCUUUGUGGGGAAAACCUCUAUGAAAAAAUUUUACUAUUUUAUUCAUUCAUUUUUUCAUUCAGUUUUUCAUUUAUUUUUUCAUUCAUUUUUUCAUUUAUUUUUUCAUUCAUUUUUUCAUUCAUUUUUUCAUUCAUUUUUUCAUUCAUUCUUGUUUCAGAGCCUCACUGUGAAGAUCCAGGGUUUAAUGUAAGUUCUUAAGCGUCUGCUUGAUUGGCUAACCCCCUCAACCCCCCCCAGCAUAACCCAUUUUCUCCAACAAUUAUCUUUCUGUUUAAUUUAUCAGAUGGAUGCAGACUACAAUUACAAUGAAACCAAUGAACAGAGUGAAUUUGGUGGUAGAAAGAGGAAAGGAAAAUCAAGAUUUGCUUCCGCCGUUUCACAUAAGAAGCCAGUGUUUGAUCCAGGUCUGUUUGGCAUGGUCAUCAGUGGUAGUAAACUCUACCAAAACCUUACCCUGGGUGCCAGAGGCUUUUCAUGCGCGGUUUCCAGUUUCGGUCAAGUCUUAAAAAGUGACUUCGCCGCUCGUCUCUUCGGCCUUCGGCCGAAGACGUGUCGACGGCCGACUAAGCUCCUCGUCAAACGCGAGAAAAAACCUCUGGUACCCAGGGUACCAAAACCUAUUACUUGACAAAAUAUUUGGGAUUAAGUUGCUUCUCACCGAUUUGUUGUUUCGCCUAGUAGCGUUUCUAUAUAUCUAUUUAUAUAUAUAUGAUAUAUAUUUCUAUAUAUCGUUUCUAUAUUAUAUUCUAUAGUUUUUACCUUUUUAUCAACCAGUGCAGGCUCCCUCUUUCCGGUUCGUUCCCAGGCUGUCUCUUUCUCGUUUAGAGAGAGCCUGAAUACGAAUAUGCGAUCCUUUAUCGGUUAAACUUCGUUAAGUGGUUUGUACUAACCUGGCAUCGAGUGAUUUCAUUGUUGCUCUGUCAGAGAAAUUCAAGUCUUGAGGAUUCAUUUGGCAAUUCCCCAUAGACAAAUUUGACCGCACCCAUAUUGAAAACCGGCCACAAUGAAAAUUAGUCCCAAAAAACAAAUCUUAUUUUGCCAGAGUACAGUUAAAAUGACGUUAGAUUUGAGUAGUUCAGCAUUGUGGGUUUUAUAAUUCGUAGACGAAAACCCACGCGUUCUUCUUCAUCUCUUGGACAAGUCUAACAUCAAAGAUACUUAGUGCCGUGAUGUUUCUUCUUCUUUUCCUCUCCUUAGACGAGAAAACUUUUGAAGAAUAUUUUGAUGAAUAUUACAAAUUGGAUUAUGAAGAUAUCAUCGGAGACAUGCCCUGCAGAUUUAACUAUCGUCAAGUUGUACCAAACGACUUCGGACUCUCCACGGAAGAGGUAUAUAUCAGGAGCGUAGCGUCCACGUACGCUCAUACGCCCGUGCGUACAUUUACAGCUAAAAUAUGAGAAAAAAAUACAUUUUUUAUUCCCUGAAAAGGCAUUUUUUACCAUUAAAUCAGGAUGACUCAUACAUUUUUCGCACUGUAUUGGUGUCUUUGUGUCAGUUUUGUCCUUUUGUUAUUCCAUAAUUCUGAUGGCCUUUUUUUCCUGUAGACACUUACCUUACCGACAAUACUAGAGAUGGGUAAAAUCAACAAAUAACUACUGCAUUUUCCCGCAUAUUAAUUUACUGAAAAUGUCCUGCGGAAAACGCUGGAAGUGGCAUUUCAGACAUCCUUUAUUUAUCGCACCUAAACCUCUAAAAGGGAGGGAAGUUGGUAAGGGGGGGGGGUCUUAGUCAUUUCGGACAACUUUCAGUCUGACUGUCUUAGUGUUAAUAGAGUGAUGGUGUUCUAAAUUGUUCAUAAUCUUGAAUUUAACUAAUUUGUUUUUCCCUGAUCCAUUCCUUCAGAUAUUAACUUGUCCCGAUAGAGAAUUAAACCAGUGGGUUUCAGUGAAAAAGAUGUCCCAAUACAGGUGCGUUUGUUUAACACUGCUUUCCCAAUUAAGCAAAUUAGCGGGUCAAUAUUUGUGCUACUGUAGGGCUCUAACCAUCCCUUGUCUGUAGUUAUAUAUUGGGCUAGACAUAGUCGAGUCUUUUCGCAGGAAGGUAUCUGUAGUAUCUGGACUCGCGAAGUACAAAAAUUAUCGGACCCUUUUAUCUGCGGUUGUUUAUUUUACGAGAAUAUCUGACAAAGCAAUUUUUCUGGGGAACUGUAGCUGCUAUUAGGCCUAUUAGCGGCAGCACUGUAUAAACUCUGACGUCAUAGGGAAACAGGACAAUUUUACUGCUGGUGGCAUGGAAACCGUGCGAUUUUUUGUGACCUACACACUUCUCAAAGAUUUUUUUGUCAAACAAAACCCUGUUGUCUGAAUGAAUUCUUUUCGGAGUCUUCGCGGACUUGUAAAGACAAUAAUUCCAAAAUACGCGAAAGGCCUAUUUGCACGCAGUGUUACAAAGCAGAAAAAUGUGUUAGACAUUUCUUUCGAACUUGUGCGCUUCGUUUGCAAGUAAAAUGAUAUGUUGCUUUCCACGGUUAUUUUACUAACUACCUUUCCUUCCCUUCUCGGAAAGCAUAGAGCCUUCGCGAAACUUACGUUUGCUCGUUUCUAACAGACCUGAAAGUGAAGAAUACACAGACGUGAAGAAGUACCGCAAAAAAGGAAGAGACGUGACCAGAAAGAGAAGGAUUUUAACUUCACUGGCCGAAAAGGAUGGGUAUGUUAUGUCUAAAAAGCCUGCUAUUUUGCAGUAAAAUUGUAUAAUGUUUUUGUGUGUUCGACUCUUGUAGGCUAACAGUUAGACCGAAUAGGUUUUAUUCAGUUUUUUUUUUAUCAGUCGACCACAUACCUUUGAUCAUUCUUGAUCAUGCCCUUUCUUGGUGUUUGGAAUCUUUUUUCGCGUCUUUAACAUGUUACUUCUACGUUCACUUUUUGCAGAAAUAAUGAGGAAAAUUCACAAAAGAAUAAAUCGUCCGCGAAUAGUUUACCGGAAAAGACCAAAACAUCUGAAAACAAUCUUAACAGAAAUGACAAAACCGUUCACCAAAAUGAAAGCGGAAGUAGAUUCGAAAGGACCUUAAAUGCAGCGACAAAUGAACACAUAAAGAAAAGUGCAAGCCAGGCGAUUACAGAAGGGCAAUACUCAAAAGAAAUGAAAGAAUUCAAAAGUCCAAAGCUCAAACGAACUUUAGGAAAAAGGACGUUUAAUGGAAAGGAUAAGAGAAGAAAGAGACUCACUUUUAAGGAGAUGAAAGAACUUGCAGUCAAGAGACGAUUGCAAAGACAAUUUAGAGGAGCCAAAAAGGAACCGCUGGCUAAUCUGUCAGUGGUGCGGCUUGCUUCCUACGGACUUGAUAAGAGGAAAAAGAAGAAGAAAUCGUAGUUUAGUCGUUGUGACUGCUACGCUACGAUGAGCCAUGCAUUGUGGCUUCCCCUUUCCAUCCACUUCCGUUUCGCUGGAAGUCUCCCUCCUCUUUUAUUGAGGAGACUUUGUCGAUUUGCUGUGAUCUCCUGAUUCGAGGCCGUGAAUACGGCAUACCCUCUUCCUCCCUCACAACCUUGAUUAGUUAUCAUCCUCUACACGUACGUGUUCUGUGAAAUCAUCCUUGUUGAUAACUAACAACGUGUCGCCAAAUUUUAUUGUGAUUAAAAUCUACUGACAAUUCCGCCCUUUACUGUAAAAUCUCCCCCCCCCCCCCCCCCCGCCACCUAAACACGCCGCGCGCCUUCCCGCUCACACGAUCCAUCCCUUUUUGUUGCAUUAAUUUGUUGUAAUCUGGC